Messenger RNA from Ceratina calcarata, 5895 nucleotides. RefSeq lists its product as uncharacterized. The coding region runs from base 1215 to 4328 and encodes 1037 amino acids. NCBI's taxonomy places the organism in Eukaryota, Metazoa, Arthropoda, Insecta, Hymenoptera, Apidae. The record is from RefSeq and is a predicted model, not a curated record. The transcript has 8 exons.
AACAUGAACGUGGUAUAAACUCAUUUAUCAUAGCUGUAGCCCGGAGAGAUGUUACAUUUCUUCUUCAGUAAAUAUUAUUCUAAUCAAUUAUCUAUAAUUCUACCGUGCACAUGCACUUUUCCCAUUUAUAAAACAUAUUGUCUAACUUAUGUUAGCAAAUUACUAAUGCAUGCAUAAUUAUUUACGGAUAUGAAGUUAGUUCCUUUAAAAUCUUUGACGGCGAGUGAAUAACGUAAAUUCGAUUACAUGUUUUAGAUAUAAAUAUGUAACAUAGAAAUUAACGAGGAUGAAUCAUCUGAUUACAGAUGUUGAAGUUGACGUAGUUAUAUAAAUACAUUUUGAAACGUAUACAAGAAACAGAGAAGUGCUCGAGUUUCCUUGAUAUAGAAAAAGAUCUCGGCCUUAUCAUGAUCAUUAAUCGUGAAGUGAGGGGCGCCACUAUCACCGGCAUUACCAACGUUCGCUAUUCUAAAAGAUCUACCUCAAGUAAAAUGUUUCUUUUGAACAUCCUGUAUGUCGGUUUUGUAAAUUUCUAAGCACAGUUCAUAGCGGUGGUGUAACGUAUGUAUGCAAAUCCAGCGAAUGUUAUGUAAUUGUAAUAGAGAUUGGGAAGGGUGUCCUGCGUGGCGGACGGACCAGUUUACAAUGUUGGCGCGAAAACUUUCUUUCAAGGAGCGCGAGCGCGCCAGGAUCCCUGGGCAAUAAAACCGAGCGGCAGGGACGGGGAAAGUUAGAGAGAUAAAGAGAGAAGGAUUGUGGGCAUGGGCCAGGGGUUGUCGGGGGAUCUCGGGCAACUUGGCACGUCCGUGUACGGAGGUAACAGUGCUGGUGGCAGCACAGACGCUCGUUGAUGAGCGAACAAUUCACUUUGGUGCGCGGUUUCGCGACGUUGUUUCAUUCUCGUCGGUGUCCGUGAAAUAGGGGUGUGCAUAUGCACGUACGUAACGAGGCGGUAAAAUGUGUCUGUGACAUUUUUACCUGUUCGCUUUUCCCAAGUUAAAACGGUCGAGUGUCGUUGCCGUGGCUCGAAAAGUUGUUAGCUGGUGCGCGCCGUGCGUGCGGUUGAUCGGAGCGUAUACCGCUGCUCUCGUCAAUUUGGUGAGAGAGUGAGAGUGAGAGGGAGGAAGGGUUCCCCGUCUUCCUCUCUUCUCUCGCUAAAAAUCGCCCGGAUUUUUGAACAGGGAGGAAGGGUCUCAUAAUCGGCGUAGAAAACUAUGGAGAUAUCGAAGAGUUUGCAGGAAGAGAUACUCGCCGUGCAAAAUAAACUGAAAAAUGCCAUACGCAAUCAUCAGAUAUGCGUGGGCAAAUUGAAGGAUGACCCGAACAACACAGACAUCCUUGGACAGAUACAAAAGAUCCACUUGCACAUCGUGUCUUUGGGAAGGUGCCAGAAGCAAGUUGUCCAGAGGCUGCGCAAAGAGGUCGAAACGUUCAAAGCGGAGAAUGUGAACGGUGCGAAAGUUUCCAUAGCGUCGCUUCUCGGCUUGAAUAACAAUAAUCAUAUUACAAAUAAUAAUGAGACGAAACUCAAAACUGGCGACAAUGACUUCGCUACGAGGAAUUCAAAGGAGGACUACGAGGAGAUCGUUAGGAACGGCGAUGUUCCAUCGCUCGCGCAAAAUCCCGCGCCUACGAAGGAACGGCCCAAUUCGGUGGAAACGAUUUCUGGUGAGGAUGACGUUAUCGAAGUCUCUAUGGACGAGAAUUCUAACGAGAAGUCCGUGAAGGAAGAAAUGGAAGAGGUAGAAGAAAAAGAAUGUAAAGUCGAUUCACCCGAAAAAAUUGAAUUUUUAAUCUCCCUUGGUCUCAUCACUAUAACGACCUGUACUGAAUUGCAAAAUAAGAGGGCUGAGAGGAAACGUCGUAGUACUGCUAACCCGCAAUUUGUUUAUUCUAGCCUUGAAGUGCCAACGAAGAGAAAAAGACAUUCAUAUCUACAAUCCGGUAAUGUUCCUCAAACUCGACAAACGACUGCUCGUAUGAACGGCCCCUCGCCACCUCCUGUAAAAGCUGUACCGCCUAAAUCCUCUUUAACAACGUCGAGAACAGUGAUGAAAUCUCUAAUCCCAGUACAAAAGUCCGCUACGCGGCCGAAUAUUCUCAGAAACGUGACAGAGAGCAGAGUCUACUCUAAUAAAACCAAAAUUGAGAACGGGGCCAGUCAAAUGCCUGUACCCACCGUGAAAUCCGUUCAGUCGGUUGGCAACAAGGCAGUUCAUAUACCUGGCUUACCUUCAAGUUUGACUAUCGAGAGGAUCAGCAGUGAUUCAGCAGUCUGUAUAAGUUGUAGAAAUCCAGGUACGCUAACGGUAUGCGAGAAUUGUGCAUCGAAUUAUCAUGUGUCUUGUCACUCUGUUUCCCCGGCGCCAUCGAGGAUAUGUCCCAAGUGCGCGUUAAUAGAGGAAGAGGAGAUCGAUGACGGAGAAGAGGGCGAAGAGGAACACGAAGGAGGACGUCCACUGUUUAAGAAGGACGAAGAAUUCGUUGCAGCAGCGCACGCGUCAGGAAUUGUUAGGAAAACAAGAGAAGACGCAGAGAUCUAUAAAACGGCUUGUGGACUUCAUAAAGUUGAUGCAACUCAGAAAAAGCGGGGAUUCUCCAGCUCCAUCGGCAUCAGCCAACUUCCCUCUUCAACCUUCCUCAUCCCAAUCUCCUCCAAUUCCGCAUCGGCCAUCAACCAGUCGGACGCCGGAGUCACCGCAACGGUCAGUGAGCAUCGAGAAAAUUCCGUGCCCUACUCCUCCAUCAUCCUUAACCAGUUGGCCCGACCGAGCAUCGCCUAUAUCGAGAGAGCAGAGCCCCAAGUGUCCUAUGCCUACCAGCUACCAGUCACCAGUGUUCAAUCAGAGAAGCAUCAAUCGUACCUUAUCGUCAAGAAGAUCACCGAACCAGCUAGAGGGGCAAGUCAGUCUUCCGAAGACCAAAGUCACGCCAGAAUGCUCAACUACAAACUGCCAAUCACAUCAGGCUACAACUCUCCACAGACCGAAAUCUCUGUCGCCAACUCCUCAAUGCUUGUUGGUAAGCAGUUGCUCGACGGUGUCGGUCGUAACCGUAAGAAGCAAACAAACCGCGCCGUACCCGCCCUCAACCGUAUCAUCGACACAGAGAAUCUCUCCAUCACGGCCGAGUACCAACUGGAGCGAUCGACUUUCAACGGUAGAAAGUCCCGAACCAGACAACCACGAAACAAAUACGGUAUCAAUCAGCUGCGAUCUGCCAGAGCCACAGAAAUCCUACUGCCUUCCUACGAUAGUACAGAACCCGAUAAGCAGUUACAAAUUACAAAGUCGACCGAACCAGACGAAGCAACCCUGCUCGGUGGCCGUACAAAGUACCGACCAAGAACCGGUAGCUUUUUCCACACAUUGUUCUCAGGCCAUAACAAGUCCUAUAUCCUCACCGAUAGUUCUCGAGAGUCACGAGACCUCGGAGCAGCUAACAAAGAUUCCCCAACCGGCCGGAAACAGUUGCAUAAUCAAAGCUACCAGUUGGAGUCCGGCGAACGAAGUGAACCUACGGUCCAAGUGCAACGAGGUGCCCUCACAAAAUUCUUCGAGCACGUGAAAUUGGAAGAAGCGCAUAUACCAGCGCCACCUAGAGCAAAGUUAGUAUACAAAAGCGGUACUGCUUCCGAGAGGAAUGAACUUGAAGUUACGGAAAUUGCGGACGAUGACACGAAUAGCAAUGAGUACGUCAACAAGACGCCGCCCUUAUCAUUCGGUAACUUCAGCGAUGAUGUCGCCGAUCAAGAGGUCAAACAAAAGAAUUGGCUCUCGAAGAAGAUAGCGAAUAAGGGGCAAGAGAACCCGACUACGAGCGCGGAAACGCUCGAUUCUGCUUCAAAUUCGACGAGAUCGAACGACAUAAUCCCCUACGAGUGCGAUGAUGAUGAGGACGACAACCUACUGACUGACACAUUUCAAGCUGACGUUACUUAUACGAGACGUAUAGAAACCUUGACGGAGAUCGUGUCGAAGAACCAAGAGGAUCGGCAGGACUCACCGUCAGUGUGUAACGCACAAAGCAAUUUCUUGGAGCUUCGUAACGAGGUCUCAGUUCCUGACGAUAAGGCUGAUUCCGAGAGACAAGACUUAUCCAGUGGCAGACGCUCGACCAGUAGCAGUAGCGGUAAUAGCGCAAGCGACAGCGAUACCCCGGAACAAGCAAUGGAAGACUCUAUUAAGUACUCUCGGGGACAAUUAACCGAAAACGAAUACAAUGAGCGUCUAGGUAUUCGUGCUGUAUCAUCCGAGAGUAUGCAAGUGCUCGAGCAGUACGAAUCUGCUGUACUGGAAACUGGUUGUAGCAACGCUGCCACUUGUUAGAGUUAAUAAGAUUAGAAUGCGGUAUUAACGUACUGAUUAUGUUUACUGCUAACAAAAACUUUUCUUUCUGUUUUCGUCAACAAACUUGAUCCUUUCUUGGAUUCUUAAGAUUAUUUUCUUUCAUUUGAAGAGUCACGUUUCGGGAAACAGAAAUAUUUCCGGACUAAAUUUCGACCCGUACAUAUUCAGUGCUGCAUUUGAAUCUGUUACUUAUCUAGGAUUCCUAAAGGGAAACGAGCAUCUGGUUACUCGUAAUCGUUACUGAGCUUCAUAGGCAGUCCCUACUUUCUAUACUCCCUUCAGAAACGUAGCAAUCGUUUCGUGUAUCGUCAAGUCAACCGCGACUAUGACGAUACACCAUCAUCGUUUCACUUUAUAGAGAUAUAAAAUUGCCUCAAUAUUCUCUAUUAACUCUGUUACCUACUUUAUUUAUUGAUUGUUGUUCAUGAGAUUCUGUUUUUUCCGAACUUUUUGUAUGUAAUUACCUGAUCACAAGGACCAAGUUUGAACAUUUGUUCUAAUCGAAUCAUACUGUUUGACGAGAAGUUAACGGGAAUCAUGAAUUAUUUGCGCAACCUUGCAGAAUUGUAUACACUGAAAGUUUCCUCAGGAAGUUGAUGAAAGGAUUAUGAAUAACUGUGCAUAUAGUAAAAUUAUGUAUGUAAUCGUUUUACUGAGUUUUAAAAGAUUUUUAAAGGUCGUUUCAUUGGUAUUUUCAAUUUUGAUAAGUAGAAAACACGCACAUAUCCGACAGAUAGUGGACGAUCAGUGAAGAGUUAGAAAGGCUUGAGGGAAAGCCUGUUGUACGUAAUUCGAGUCAUAUUACCAUACUGCCUUAAUAGUAAUUUAAAAUCGAUACUUUUUACAAUAAUUUCUUAUGGAUAAGCUCGAGAAACGUGUAUGACUCAAUAGACUGAUUUGGAUGUCGCCACAUUGAAAUUAAGACGAAUCAUGUGGAAGAAAGAAGAUAAUCAAAACGCGUUACCGUAAUCGAAAACCUAGGCGCUAAUGUUGCGUGUACUUUGAAAAAAAGUAGAUAAAACGUUAUUAAAGCAACUUGCAAUCUUCUUUUUAUGAUUAAGAUAGUUUCUUGCGAACAGGAUAUAAGAAACAGAAUCAUUUCUUGUUUUUUUUUUUUAUUGUUUUAUGUCGAGGUGAAUGCUUCGAUGUAAUGAAUUAUUUGUAGCGUCUCAUUCAUUGAAAUUCGUGAGCAUUUCCUUCGAUAAAUCGAUGCAGCAGUAUUCACUAUAUUUUAACUCCACGGUAUAAGCGGGUGUCUUUCAUCAAUUAGAUUGUGCCGAACAUAACGAUUUAUGUAGCGGUGAAUUAAUCAGCGACGUCACCACGCCGAGCUAAUUUGCUCGAUUGAAAAUUGGACGUUAAUUAAGCAGUCGGGUUCUAUUUAUUCCGUUUUCGUUUUUCCUCUUGCGGUAAUUACCGCCAGCUUGUCCAAUAUAUUUAACUAGUGUAUAAAACGGAAAAAAAAGAAGAAAUUGUUACGUAAUGUAGGCAACGAGAUUAAGAUCGAAAUUCGUAUUUUUUAUGAAUAAAGUGAAAGUGAAACAUA